UCGUGUACAAAGUGCAGUUUCGUCGUUACAGUUGUACGAAUAAGUAGCAGUAGGAAUAACAUUAGCGAUUUUACCGUCCUUCAGUAUAAACUAUUACCAACGAUUGUAAUUCAAACAAUGUUUCUGUGGGACUGGUUUGCUGGAAUAUUAAAUUAUUUAGGUUUAUAUAAAAAGUCGGGUAAGCUUGUGUUCCUGGGACUUGAUAAUGCUGGAAAGACAACAUUACUACACAUGCUCAAAGAUGACAGAAUGGCUCAGCACGUUCCCACAUUGCACCCAACUUCAGAAGAGUUGUCAAUGGGAGGCAUGAGGUUCACAACCUUUGACCUUGGAGGUCAUCAGCAAGCUCGACGGGUAUGGAAAGACUAUUUCCCAGCAGUAGAUGGCAUUGUAUUUCUCGUCGAUGUUUGUGACAAAGAAAGAUUUGCAGAAGCAAAAGCGGAAUUAGAUAGUUUAUUAACAGAUGAACAGGUAGCUCAUGCCCCUGUCCUGGUUCUGGGAAACAAGAUUGACAAAGCAGGGGCAGCCAGUGAGGAUGAAAUCAGACACUGGUUUGGUCUUCAUGGUCAGACAACAGGCAAGGGGACAGUUGCAAGAAAAGAGCUUCCUGGCCGUCCAAUGGAGCUGUUCAUGUGUUCAGUACUGAAGCGACAGGGGUACGGUGAAGGAUUCAGGUGGUUGGCGCAGUAUAUCAAUUAAGACAGACACACUUUAGGAUACAUGUUUUUAGUUAUAUUGUUUUGGAUGGUUAAGUAUGAGUAGAAACCAACCCGGAUGAUAAAAGGACCUGAAUUGUUUUCUACCACUUGUAUGGCAUUACAUGUGUAUGGAAUACGUAGAGGUUUGGUGUGGAGUGUGUAUGAAUGUUGUACUAAUGUGAAGGGUGACAAAUUUUCAUUUCUUCUCUAUGGCUAUUUCUAAAAUGUUUCUUUCCUAUGGCAGUUGCAUUUUUUUUCAGAUAACAAAGAUUUGGAGUGUCUUUUUUUGUUUGAAAAACAGUUUCCAUGUCAUAUAUGACCAGACAUAUUCUGAUUAUUAUGGGUAGUCAUGAAAUGUACUUAACUGCCUUUUACUAUAUUUGAUUAAAAUAAGUAUGUAGAUGAAGAGCAAGAUUUUAGAAUGCAGAACUUUACAUCAAACAAAUGUUUAAAAGAGGCUGUUGGAAAAAAUGGUGAAUGUAUAUGGUGGUUCAACAUUUCCUGUAGAACUUGAUAUUAGGUUGUGGUUUAAUAUCAGGAGUGUUUAACAGUUUAUCUCUAGUGCCAUUUUGCCUUGUGAUGAAAAUACCAGAUGGAUGCUUUAUCAGGAAAGAACUUUUGUACAUAAAAGUUAUCAUAACAUAUUAGAUUAUCUUCAAGAAUAAUUUUUAUUAAGUUGUUAAUGUCUAAAGGGCUAGCAAUUUUUAUUUGCCUUGAAAGUUGUUUUGCUCAGAAGGUGAUCGUGUUGCUUCUAAACAUUUUCAGCUGAAUUUUCUCAUCAAUAUCAAUGAACUUUUGUUAUAACAAUAUUAUGUAUAUCUAAUAAGAUCAGUGUUUUGAUAGCAUAACCAGCUUUUAAGUAUAUCAUUUCUAUGGUUUACUGUAAUAUUGAAUGAAGGAAUGCAUGUCUGUCGUCAUCAGAAUCCUCUGUAUUGAUUGAUGCAGAGUCUUUGAAAAAAUAAACUUCUAAAAGACUUGAAAAUAUAUUGAUAUGAGAAGAGAUUUGCAGACUUGUUGAGCUUUCUUUCUCCAAUGUUACAGAUGCAGAAUUGAUGUUGUGAUACAUACUCUAAGAAUAAGAUUAAAGGGAUUCCUCUCAGAUACAGGUUACUAAGAAUAAAAUGAGGAACUCCCCUUGAAAUCUCCUGUCAGGAUAGCCAUCUGUUUUUAUCUACAGUAGAUACUAGGUUCGUAUACCCUAGUUAUCUCCCUUUUAAACAUGUUCAUCAUUCUAGACUAGUACACAAGUUUUGUGAUAAAUUUGGUCAUACUUGUUUUCAUAGUUUUACUUAUAACAUACUGUAACUUCAUUUCUAAAUCUGGUAUUUAUAAUCUUGAAGUUAUCUUCUUUUAAAAUAAUCCAACCAGCAAUACAUUUUAGCUCACCAGACUCAAAGGGCUAUAUUAUAUUGUGGUGCAGCACCUAUUGCCUGCCAAUCUUCUAUUGGGCAUCAUCUUUUCCGUUCAGAAAGACAACUUGACCCAUAUUCAUAGUCACAGGGGUCAUAUUUGUUAAAACCUUCGGACAAGUUCUGCGUAAUAAGCUAAAGACAUAGAAUUAUGAAAUAUGGCUGGUAGGUUUUGUGGAUAUAGCCCUACAAAUUUUGUGGAAUUACCUUGAUCAGUAUUCCAGGUACUAGAGGUCAAAUUUCUGAAAAUCUUCACACCACAUCUGAUUAACAAAGAGACUAGAAUUAGUAUAUUUGGAUGGUAGAUUCCUUUGAUGAAUGUCAUUAAUGUGACAUAAAGAUAUAUUUGUGAAAAAAACCCCAUUGAAAACCAGAUGAGCUAUGUCAGCCCCUUGGGCCUCUUGUUUAGAAUAAUUCAUCAAAAUAAUUUUGUCUGUAUAAUAUUUGCUAGCACCAUCGAAAAUCAAUUAUAUGUCAAUUACAAAGCUAUGAUAUAAUCCUUUAAGUAGAUAAUGUAUAUCGGAUCUGCAUCAGAAUUAAAACCACAUAGAUACCAAAUGAUUUUGUAUGAAGUAAGAACUCAUAUCAGUAUUCAGAUGGAUCAUCAUCCAACAGUUAAAUUUUACCAACUACUAAAUAUUAUGUUGAACAGAUUUAAGUGAUUUUUGUCCCCAUCGUAACAGUCGUUUCCAUCAUAUCAUUGUUAAAGCCCUUUUGUGAGCAAUGUUUUGGUUUCAGUGAUAUUGAUGAUCGGUGAAGUCCUUCCUGGUAUCCUCAUUAAAUUUUCUUAUCAGGAUUUAAAGAGAAAAUAAAACAAUAUUUGGCAAUUUAGGUAUUAUAUUAUUAUCAUUUGGUUUGCAUACAAUAUUUUGGAAUGACAAGUCAUGAAUAAAGUAAUUUGUAAUAAAGUUAA
Messenger RNA from Ylistrum balloti, 3020 nucleotides. RefSeq names its product GTP-binding protein SAR1-like. Gene Ontology annotation, biological process: endoplasmic reticulum to Golgi vesicle-mediated transport; vesicle organization; intracellular protein transport. Bases 118 to 699 code for a protein of 193 amino acids. The transcript has 7 exons. The record is from RefSeq and is a predicted model, not a curated record. Gene Ontology annotation, molecular function: GTP binding; GTPase activity. NCBI's taxonomy places the organism in Eukaryota, Metazoa, Mollusca, Bivalvia, Pectinida, Pectinidae. Gene Ontology annotation, cellular component: endoplasmic reticulum exit site; COPII vesicle coat.